Spinacia oleracea (spinach) is the source of this 1489-nucleotide messenger RNA. RefSeq names its product protein ALP1-like. The coding region runs from base 789 to 1394 and encodes 201 amino acids. The record is from RefSeq and is a predicted model, not a curated record. The transcript has 2 exons. Lineage: Eukaryota; Viridiplantae; Streptophyta; Magnoliopsida; Caryophyllales; Amaranthaceae.
GUCGGGGUGUUACAGUAUGCUAAUGCUUGUGACACAUAUUUGUGUUUUGUGUUUCUUUAAUAUAAUUUGAUGGAAUGAUAUUGUAUUGGAUAUACUUGUAGGUAUGGAUUUGUGUGCUAUACGCAAUAGAAUACGAAAGAGGCGUAAAAAUAGCGCAUUUUGGGACUUUGUGGCAUGUGCACUAGGUUAUACUUCUAUUUACUAUGUAAAGUACAUUUACAAAGUACCAUGCAUGACUUCAUUUCAAACAGGAGAAAAAUGGAUGCAUGAAAUGUUAACUGGUCAUGAAAAACGUUGUUUUAACAUGUUUAGAAUGACACAAUGUACAUUUCGACAACUAUGCAUGGAUUUAGAAAGUAAGUAUGGGUUGAUACCUUCGGAAAGAAUAUCAAUUUUGGAAAAAGUGGGGUUAUUUGUCUACAUACUUAGUAAGGCACAGUCAAAUCGGGAUGCUCAAGAGAGAUUUCAACACUCGGGUGAAACUGUAAGCAGAAUUUUUAAAGAAGUUUUGGAUGCCAUGGAUGGUUUAUCAAGAGAUAUUCUAAGGCCAAGAGAUCCCGAGUUCAAGGAAAUCCCUUCACAAAUUGUGGAUGAUACUCGAUAUAUGCCUCAUUUUAAGGUAAUUAUUUGUACAUUUAUUGUUUUUGAUAUCUUAUUUAAAUGUUAUAUUAAUUUUAUCGUAUUAGGAUUGCAUUGGAGCCAUUGAUGGCACUCAUAUAGAUGUUAUAAUUGCCGAAGAGGAUCAAUUGCGAUAUAGAGGAAGGAAAGGAACACCUACCCUUAAUGUUAUGGCCGCAUGUGACUUUGAUUUGCUUUUUACUUACGUGCUAACCGGUUGGGAGGGGUCGGCUCAUGACUCUCGUAUCUUUCUUGAUACUAUUGGCAAUCCAAGUCUUAACUUUCCAAAACCUCCUCCUGGAAAAUAUUACUUGGUGGAUAAAGGGUAUCCGGAAAGAGAAGGGUAUUUGACUCCCUACCACAAGAUAAGGUAUCAUCAAUCCGAAUUUCGCGGGGCAAUUCCAAGAGGGCCUCGGGAAAUUUUCAAUCGUGCCCAUUCUUCCUUAAGGAGUUGCACUGAGAGGUCAUUUGGAAUUUUGAAGGCACGGUGGAAAAUAUUAAGAACUAUGCCAAAAUAUUCAUUACAAGAUCAAAAUAGAAUAGUUUGUGCUUGUUUUGCAUUGCACAACUACAUAAGAUUAAGCAAAGUUCCUGACCCAGGAUUCAAGAUCAUAGAUGACGACCCCACUUUUAUUCCUCCUGAAGUAUCUAUGGAUGUCGAGUGUGGUUCUACACAGGAAGUUCAACGUGUGAGUACUAAUGAAAUGACAAAAGUUCGAGAGGAAAUUACUACUAGUUUGAUGAGAAGUAGACGACGACGACGUCGCUCUUCUUAAACAUGUGUUGCUUGUUAGAAUAAAUGUUUAGUAGUGUUAGAAUAAUGUUGUUGUAAUAGGGUUUUCCAUGGACUACUUUUCAUUGUUAUGCAUUG